Rattus rattus (black rat) is the source of this 3324-nucleotide messenger RNA. RefSeq names its product solute carrier family 45 member 3 (gene Slc45a3). Gene Ontology annotation, biological process: transmembrane transport. The record is from RefSeq and is a predicted model, not a curated record. The coding region runs from base 344 to 2038 and encodes 564 amino acids. The transcript is spliced from 5 exons. Lineage: Eukaryota; Metazoa; Chordata; Mammalia; Rodentia; Muridae. Gene Ontology annotation, cellular component: membrane. Gene Ontology annotation, molecular function: sucrose:proton symporter activity.
GAGUAGAAUGGUUAGAAGUCUUUUGCCCCAGAGCCUGCUCUGGUAAGGCUUGGGAAGCUUUCUCUCUGGAUCACUGGGAAAGGGAGAGGAGCCAAACUGAACCCCAGAGUAGCCCAGUUAACACUGAGGUCUGUCUGACUCCACUCCAGGACUGUGUGGGGUCCGACUGACGAGAUGUGUCCCCAUCAAGCAAGGCACUAGAUGGUGACGUGUUGGGAUGAGAUGCCGAAGUGGUACUCCAGGGCUGGCCGAAAUGGGAGCCUGGCUGCACCCUCGGAGGUUGGUGCUAGCAAGGAGGAGAAGCCACGGCAGGGCUGACUCAAAACAGCUGUGGAGUGUGUGAAUGGCCCCCGGACCCCUAACCACCCUGUCCAUCAUGAUCCAGAGGCUGUGGGCCAGCCGUCUGCUAAGGCAUCGGAAAGCCCAGCUCCUGCUGGUCAACCUGCUAACCUUCGGCCUGGAGGUGUGCCUGGCUGCUGGCAUUACCUAUGUGCCACCCCUUCUGCUGGAAGUAGGGGUAGAGGAAAAGUUCAUGACCAUGGUGUUGGGUAUUGGCCCAGUGCUGGGCCUGGUUUCUGUUCCACUCCUAGGCUCAGCCAGUGACCAGUGGCGUGGGCGCUAUGGCCGCCGGAGACCCUUUAUCUGGGCUCUGUCCCUGGGUGUCCUGCUAAGCCUCUUCCUCAUCCCGAGGGCCGGCUGGCUGGCAGGGCUACUGUGUUCAGAUACUAGGCCCCUGGAGUUGGCCCUGCUCAUCUUGGGAGUGGGGCUACUGGACUUUUGCGGCCAGGUGUGCUUCACCCCACUGGAGGCCUUACUCUCCGACCUCUUCCGGGACCCAGACCACUGCCGCCAAGCCUUCUCUGUCUAUGCCUUCAUGAUCAGCCUCGGGGGCUGCCUGGGCUACCUCUUACCUGCCAUUGACUGGGACACCAGCGCCCUGGCCCCCUACCUAGGCACUCAGGAAGAAUGCCUCUUCGGCCUCCUCACCCUCAUUUUUCUCAUCUGUGUGGCAGCCACUCUGCUUGUGGCCGAGGAGGCAGUCCUUGGCCCACCCGAGCCAGCAGAAGGGUUGUUGGUCCCCUCCGUGUCACGCCGGUGCUGCCCAUGCCAUGCUGGCCUGGCUUUCCGGAAUCUGGGUACCCUGUUUCCCCGGCUGCACCAGCUGUGCUGCCGAAUGCCUCGCACCCUGCGCCGGCUCUUUGUGGCCGAGCUGUGCAGCUGGAUGGCACUUAUGACUUUCACACUGUUCUACACGGACUUCGUGGGAGAGGGGCUGUACCAGGGUGUCCCCAGAGCAGAGCCAGGCACCGAGGCCCGGAGACACUAUGAUGAAGGCAUUCGAAUGGGCAGCCUGGGGCUCUUCCUGCAGUGUGCCAUCUCCCUGUUCUUCUCCCUGGUCAUGGACAGGCUGGUACAGAAGUUCGGCACACGGUCAGUCUACCUGGCCAGUGUGAUGACCUUUCCCGUGGCUGCCGCUGCCACGUGCCUGUCCCACAGCGUGGUCGUAGUGACAGCCUCAGCUGCCCUCACCGGGUUCACCUUCUCAGCCUUGCAGAUCCUGCCUUACACGCUCGCCCCCCUCUACCAUCGUGAGAAGCAGGUGUUCCUGCCCAAAUACCGAGGGGACGCUGGAGGUGGUAGCAGUGAGGACAGCCAAACAACCAGCUUCUUGCUAGGCCCUAAGCCAGGAGCUCCCUUCCCCAAUGGACACGUGGGCCCUGGCGGCAGCAGCAUCCUGGUGCCCCCACCUGCACUCUGUGGGGCCUCUGCCUGUGAUGUCUCCAUGCGAGUGGUAGUGGGUGAGCCACCUGAAGCCAAGGUUGUUACUGGACGGGGCAUUUGCCUGGACCUUGCCAUCCUGGACAGUGCCUUUCUACUGUCCCAGGUGGCUCCGUCCCUGUUCAUGGGCUCCAUUGUCCAGCUGAGCCACUCUGUCACUGCCUAUAUGGUAUCAGCUGCAGGCUUGGGUCUGGUCGCCAUUUACUUUGCUACACAGGUAGUGUUUGACAAGAAUGACUUGGCCAAAUACUCACUGUAGAAUUCUGUGAGGCAUCAAAAAAGAGGAUCUGCCUCCCAGGUUCUCAGCCCCAGAGGGCUGCAGAGCUGGCUUCUUUCAGGUCUCUGUUGCCCUGAGUGGCUCUCCACUGCCAUCCUAAGGCAGUGAGGUGUAUAGUUGCACAGGUUGGAGCUUUUGGCUCUGGCUUCAGAGUCUGCCUGGCCUCCUGGCGGCUUCCCACUUGGGUGUUGGUCUGAAGUUCUGCAGGGGUGCAAAUGCAGUCUGUAUAGGUGCUUUAUCAAGGCUCCAAGUGAACGGCUAACCUCCUGCCUGAGUCACCAGAGGAAGGGCAUGGGGGGCCCGAAUGAACUUCCCCUUCAAGUCCCUUGUCCAGUUCCUGCCGCUGUGGCUCUUGCAUGAGCGUUUCUCGUAGGAAACUCUCCUCCAUGGGCCUCUACAGGGCUCUACAGAGCUCCACGGGGCUCCACGGGGCUUCACGGGGCGGAAGUUGGAAGGACCCUAGCGGGCAAGAUGAAGCCUCGCGAUCCACAGCGCUGCCUUUCUGCUGAGCCCCCCACCCCCACUCGUUUCAGGAAAUGGCUCGGCUUGUUGGCUCUUGCAUUGACACGGGCCUUUAAAUAUUUAACUUAUUUAUUAACGAAUGAGAAGGAAAUUCAUACCCAGCCUUUUUAACGUUGUGCCUAGGAGUUGAGUAGGGUGGGAUCCCCCAAAACUGGUUCCCCCGGAAUAGCUGGUCACUGUGCUAGAUAUUGCCAGACUCCUCUUCCGGGGUAAUAGAUGUGGUCCCCCAAACCGCCCAGUACCUUGGGCAAUCUAUUCUUCCCGAUUGAGAGCCAUAAGAUAUCCGGACUCAAGGCUGGCCAUUGAGGGAAAGUGGAAUGGGACCCAAGGUCUCCACAGCCUACUAAAUCCCAAUUUUCUCUUGACCCAAUUGGUUCCCUGAUUGCUCGCUGCUCCCUAUGGGAACGGACCAUGAAGAGAUUGCCCUUUCAAGUCUAGCCACUGGCUCCAGGACCUCUCUGUGGGGCUUGUUGAACCCUAAGCACAAAUGUGUUUCCUUAGGCCUCUGCCCAUCUCAGCCUCUGGGGCAAAUCUGUCACAGCCUGGGGAAAUCUCACACAAACUCAGGAGUACUCCCCGCCAGAGCCAGUGAGCUCAUCGUGUCUGGGGGGGAUUUCAGUGCUGAUUGCAAUAAUGUUAUCUAUGUCUUAUUUAUUUAGCAGAGUAAAUAUUUUAUACCGUAUGUGAUAAAUCAGAGUAUAAUGUUUAUGGUGAUGAAAUUAAAAGCUUCGUAUAUGUUUACUUGA